Molecule: messenger RNA, 8301 nt
Organism: Cydia splendana
Lineage: Eukaryota; Metazoa; Arthropoda; Insecta; Lepidoptera; Tortricidae
Gene: dlp
Product: glypican-6
Exons: 11
Coding region: 173-2473 (766 amino acids)
Biological process (GO): regulation of signal transduction; cell migration; regulation of protein localization to membrane
Cellular component (GO): cell surface; synapse; extracellular region
Source: RefSeq, a predicted model, not a curated record
CCAUCAUGGAUCGUAGUUGAUUGGAAGUUACGAUUAAGUGGUCACGUUUAUAUUAUUAGUUUUAAUUAAGAAUACUUUUUAUAAGAAGAAACAAAUCAGAGACUCUUACUCUUUGAUUUGUCAAUUUACAUCAAUUCAUAUUGAUGUAUAUAAAGAGUAAAUUGUUAUAGCCAUGACUGUGAGAGAGUGUUAUUGUGUUAAACUGUCGCCCAGCAAAAAAUCGAUUUACGGAUUGAGAAUGAGACAAAUAUUGUUAGUACUGGUAUUUACCAGUAUAAUGAUUAGUUCUUGUGUUGCUGAUUUGGAACUAUCAUGCACAAACGUGCGAAAUAUCUUUGAAAAGAAAGGAAUGUUGUCGGUGGUGGACAUACAGGAGCAGCCUAACUCAGAUGCGGACGGGUUAUGCGGGAUGCAGGGGUGCUGCGGCGCGGCGGCCCGCGCGCCGCUCACACAGCAGGCGCGCCGGCAGCUCGAGGACGCGCUGCGCAGCGAGCUCGGCAAGCUGGCGGACGUACUAGGCAACAGGGCCAAGCGGUUCGACGACUUCUUCCGCAAGCUGCUGCAGAUCUCGCGCGAGGGCUUCCACGCCAUGUUCAAGCGCACCUACGGCAUGAUCUACGAGCAGCACUCGUACGUCUUCGAGCAACUCUUCGAGCAGCUCGAACGGUACUACACUCUCGGCGACACCAACUUCGAGCACAUGAUGGAUCAUUUCUUUGGCAUACUUUACCAGAAGAUGUUCAGCGUGCUCAAUGCUCAAUACAGUUUCGAUGAAAAGUACUUGAAAUGCGUGAACGAGCACAUGCGCGAUAUCCAGCCGUUCGAGGACGUGCCGCACAAGCUGUCGGUCCAGCUGCGGCGCGCCUUCGUGGCCACGCGCACCUUCCACAAGGCGCUGCGCGCCGGCGCCGACGUCGUGCGCAACAUGAUGCAGGUGGGCGUGGGCGAGGAGUGCGCGGCGGCGUGGGCGCGGCUGCGCUGGUGCGGCGCGUGCGGCGCGGUGGCGGCGCCCGCUUGCAGCCGCUACUGCCACAACGUGCUGCGCGGCUGCCUGCCCGCGCACGCUGACCUCGCCGACAACUGGGACGCCUACGUCGACGCUGUGGAAAAGGUAGCCGAUCGACUUCUUGGUCCAUUCAAUAUCGCCAUGGUGGUAGAACCGAUCGACAUAAAGAUAUCAGAGGCCAUCAUGAGUUUUCAAGAGCACAAUCAAGAGAUCUCCCAGAAGAUUUUCGCCGGGUGCGGAAAGCCGGUGCUGGGCGGCGGCGGCGGCAGCGGCGCCUUCUUCGCGCCCGAGCGCAGCCGCCGCUCGCCGCGUGCGCUGCCGCCGCCGGCCCGCCUCCGCCCCGCCGCCAAUGACGUAGACGAUUUCGAGAUCGAAGCGUCCUUCGAGAGUCUAGUCAACGACGAUCCUUCCCUCCUCAGCCUGAGGACACCAGAAGGUAUCAAAAAGAUAACGGACGAGAUGGCCGAACACGCCAAGUCGAGAGAGCGAUUCUUGCAAUAUAUGAGGGGAAAUAUCGAUUUAGAAGCGUACGAAGAACACGAGAGACGAAAACGAGACGCGGAGCCCGAACCCGCCGGAGGCGCUGAGAUUGACUUCAGAUCGUACGAGUUCGCCGGCAAACGGGGCUCCAAGAAGAAGAAGCCCGCCGCCAAGGCAGAAGACGGCCACGGGUCGGAGUGGGCGGGGCCGGCGCUGGAGAAGCUGGUGCGCGAGACGCGGCUGCGCGUGCGCGCCACGCACCACUACUGGAGCCACCUGCCCGCACUGCUCUGCAGCCCCGCCAGCGUCACCAGCGCGCCCUGCUUCAACGGCACGCACAGCGCCAGCUAUACGUUGAGUUCGGCGGGCGAGGGCAGCGAAGCGCUGGCCGCCAACCCGGAGGUGCGCGGCGCGACGCGCGCGCCGGCCGCCGUGGCGCGCGCACAGCUCGACGCGCUGCCCGCGCUCACCGCGCGCCUCAAGGACGCCUACAACGGCGUCGAAGUGCAGUGGAAGGACGACAGUGAUUCUCUGGCGGCAGCGGAGUCGCAAAUGCACUCGCUGACGGAGCCGGGGUCGGGGUCGGGGUCGGGCGACGACGCCGACGACGAGGACGGCCGCGAUCGUCUGCCCGACGACGACGAGGACCGCGAUCCGCCCACAGACUAUCCGGAAGGGUCGGGCGAGGGUCCGCGUCGUGACGACGAAGACUCGCUGGAGACGGAGGUGGAGGAGCCGUCGGGCACCGAACGGCCCGCGCUGCCGGGCCCCCCUGGGCUGCCGGGCGUGGUGGACAGCCCCAAGUCCAACAACGUGCAGGUGCGCGGGCACGUGGGCGCGGCGCCGCCGCCGCCCGAGCCGCCCGCGCCGCCCGCCGCCGGUGCCGCCGGCGCCCCCGCUCGUCCCUCGCUACAGAAGGCGCUCUUCACCUACGCGCUGCCGGUGGUCUGCGCGUGGUUCGGUACCAUCAUCACCGACUUGAUAUAACCGCACCCCUCGUUACUUCAGUGUUGGACUUGUUACUUGAUCGAUCGUACGAGCGGCCGUUGCGGAAUUGUGCGGGGUAGUGGCUAGUUCAAUCUGCUAGUGGCGUCUGACCUCGGAAGUGUAUUAUGAAUUUUCACACGUGACGUUUCGGAUAAACUGAAGAGAAUGAAUCGGAUAGUAGUAUCCUAGUCAGUAAAAGCGGAAGUCGAAUGGCGUGUGAGCGCUGCUGUGAUAAAAAGAAGUGGACAGGUUAUGCCUACUAAAAAUAUAGGAAAGAAUGUCUGAGCAUGAACUUCCUAGAAAAUUUGUAAAACGAUUUACGACCACUGUGAAAUGUAGUGGAUUUUAUUUAUUCUUUUUUUAUAUUAUUAUUUUAUUAGUCCUGGUUUUUAUAUACUAUCAUUAUCAAUUUAUAAAAGACGCAUGAAUAUUGUCUGCAAUAUGUGGCGUUUAUUAAAAUAUUAGUCGCUAGGGCGGAGCUGGUGGCUCGAACCUGGGUAGGGCCCGAUGUUGCCACCACAUAGUCGCCGCCGACUAGAAAUGGUCACCCCUGACAAAAUCCCCGUGGGUGUAUCAAUUGGAGUGAGUGGCUGAAUAUAUAAUUCUGCCAGUUUGCCACUGCCGAUCACAUUUUGUUAUUGUGCAUGAAGUGUAAAAUUUAUCUUAGCUAGUGAAUGUAAUAUGUCUAUUGUUAUGCGUCAGAUUAAUGUAUUUAGUGAGUCUGUGUGGAAUGCUAAUGAUGAAACUUGGAUGUUUAUGUGUAUUUCUCCAUAUUUAAUAUUUAUACAUAUUUUAUGUAUACAUACUUAUUAUUAGCCAUUAUUUUUAAUUCUAAGAGCAAAUCCACAUAAUGACUCUUUUACGUUAAAAAUGACUUAACUAAAAUGUACAUAUAAAUUAGACUUAAUAUUAAAAUUAAUUUAAGAGACUGAUUCGCUUUCGUUUUUUUAUAUAAAUAAUAUAGCUAAUUUUAUUUGAUCAUACGCAACGGUUAAGCAAAAAAUAUUGUGAUGUAACUAUAUCGCUUUUAUAUCAUAUCUGUUUUUUACUGUUUUUCAUAGUAUCAUUUUUUAUAGAUGAAUUUGAUGUACACUACAGUUUGUCACCUUGUGUCCGCUGUCCGCCGCCGACGGCGCCGCGUUUCAUGACAAGGCUUGCAGUGUGAAGUGAGGUGCACUGCACCUUCACUACGACAAGGUUCACCGUGUCGACCUCUAGCUAGCCUAGCUAGUGUAUAUUAUGGCAUCAGCUAGUGGAUAUUAUUUACAUGUUUCUAUUAAUGUCAAGCUUUGCCAUACUAAAAUAAAAAAGAAACGCACAAUCAUAAAUAAUGUAUAAAGCUAAAAUCUUAUUUUUUGUUUUAAUGCAUUCUUUCCAUCUCAUAUAUGUAAGAUAUAUAUUCAAAUAUUAACCCCGUACUAUGCACUCAAUAUCUGCAGCAAUUUAGGCCCAAAGCCUGCCUCGGAACAAUUAUGAUAUCAGACACAUUAAAUUCUUUAAAACAUAUAUGUUUUCCGUUCAAGGACAAUACGACUCGCCAAGCGACGCGACCCGCCGUGCACGAAUAACAAGUGUGCCCGCCAUAUUGCCAAUUCCUACAAUUAUUAUCAGAUACAUGUAUUUGUUUAAUAUUGCUAUAAAACAGCUGUAUAUAUCUCUUGAUUGAAACAAUAUCCAUAUUAAUAAAACAUAUAGCGAGUAGCACGAGUACGCGGGCUAUAUUUAUCGCCAGAUGAAGCGCGAUAUGUGCGAGCUACGGGACCAAAUUAAUAAUAUAUUGUAUGCCUGAUUUGUGUGCCAUUGUGCUUAUUGUAUAUUCUAUAUUAUUUACUAUGUAACUUUGUGUUAUUCCAAAGGAAUUGUUGCACGAAAAAAUAGUGCAUUGUGCAUCGAGGGGGGGUAAGUGAAAUAUCGGAAACGAAGGUGUUAAUUCGCGACAGCCGCAAGCUGGAGUGAAUUAAAGACUCGAGUUUGCAAUAUUCUUACCCCUGGAGUUACACACAAUGAUUUUCAUCACACUUGCGAAGAAAAAACUAAAGUGUAAGCGAAUUAUUUUUAAAUAAGGUGAAAUUUCAAACAUUCGUCCGACAUAUUGUCAUGUUUUGAUAAGUCAGGCAUCGAAGGCACAGACCUUUCCGGCAUUCAACCACAAUUGAAAAUUGUGUAAAAACAUUACGAGUAGGUACGGCUAUUACAUUAAUCCAAUAGUAUAAACUUUAGUAUUUUAAAAGUAAAACUUAUUUAAAGCUAGUUAUUUCGUAUGAAUUAGUAACACAACAAACCGCGAGAAUAAUAAAGGCCUUUGUCCUUCAGUAGUUUCAGUACACCUGCAUGGCAUGAAAUAAGAUCGAGCAAGUGUGAUGAAAAAGUAAUAAUGUCUCACUUAUAUAUACGUACCUAGCUAACGAAGCGCAGCUGUAUACAACGCGAAUUGUUGUCGCAAUCUGAAUAUGAGGACGUUACGGCUAUUGGUUUACCAGAGUCGACGCCGCUAUACAGCAUUUACUUGAAAUCGAUUUAGAUAUCUAAAACUUAUUCAUAACUUUUACUAGUACAUAGUUACAAGAUUUAACUGUGUUACUAGAAUCGUUGUGUGGUAUUCAGAAUAAGAUAGCGCAUAAUGGCAGCAAUUUAAAAAUAUUUUGUAUUUCAGGCUUUCGUUCGUAAAAAUAUAAAUUAGUAAAGAGUAGAAAGAAUCCUGAAACAAAGGGAACUAAUUCAUGAAUAAAAAUAAAAAUAGUUUCAAAAUAAUAGGCGUCAGGGCUUUUUCACAAGUCAAUAGUGGGCAAUGGUAGUUUUAUAAGUAAAGCCUGACCAGUAAUAUAUGAUCAUUGUCAGGAGGGCGCAUUAUUCUCAUGUUUAUAGUGACAAUUCAAUAUAGUAUGAAAAAAAUAGUUGCAGUGAAAUUCCGCAACAUGGCGCGUGAUCAUAUAUUCCUGGUCAGGCUUUACCAUAGUGGGAUAGUCUCAUUAAGUAAACGCCCACAGACGUCAACUUACUCUAUCUUAUUCUGAAUACCACCCUAGGAUAUGAAGUUGGACAUACAUCAGUGGAGUUUACUAGAUGGUUUGACAACUAAGUAAUCCAGUAAAUUGAAGGCUUUCAAUAAUAUAUUAACAUUAUUUUAUAACCUUAAAAUAAAUUGAAGAGGCAAACCAGAAGUACGGUCCUCAUCAAAUAUAACUCAACAAUUUGUAACACUGUAUAGACUUAAUGUAAAUAUCGUAUUUAAUGUUAUAUAAAAUUAUGUAAUUUAACUACUAUCAUGAAAACUGAAUGUGGCUAGUAGUAGUAGUUUUUAUACAGUUAACGAAACAGGGUACCGAGUUGAUUCAUUAACGCUACAGCGAUAGUGCAGGAUUAAAUAUUGCCACGGCCUAACAGUACCCCGGCAUGCAGGUCGGCUGCACGCGCUGCUAUCUAACUCCUACUGCAAUCUACAUAUAUCGCCAUACAGCAAGUAGUGCGGUGCCCAAUCCCAUUUUUAUUUUAUGACUUCUGAAGUUCUUAUUAUGUUUACGGCACUUUAAAUUACUUGGGGUUUUUCAGAACAAAAAAUACAAUUUACUUUAUUUUUUCGAAUACAGAACAACUCUUUGAUUAUUUCGAAUCGCAAAUUGUUUUUCCUUAUUUAAUCGAUAGUCCUCGUGAUUCUGAGUAGAAACAAUCUAAAAGUUGAUAGUAUUUUGAGUAAAAAAAGUAAAUGGUACCUUUUUUCUGAUAAUGCUCAUUUAUAAAACAUAAUGCUAUCGGUUUGUGCGCAUUCAAGCUGAAUACGACUGAAGUCUCAUAUUCAACUUGAAUUACCAGUUAGACUACGUCCACGCUAAGUUUGCACCGACUUGGCAGUGACAAUGCAAUGCAAUGCAAACACAAAUUGGCAAAGAAAACUUAGCGCGCUCAGACUACAGGCUUUCGUGAAACGUAAACGGUCCCCUGGCGUGUCAAUAUUGCUGGUGGCGAAAGAUAGCGGUGUCGUGUAAAAUGAAUAAAUAUGAAAGUGUUAUUGUGAGUAAUAUUAACGAAAUAACAAAGGUUACUCAGACAAAUGUUGAUUUUAGUUUUACAAUAGUAUACAUUAUUGUUCUCACUUUCUGUUUCCCCUUUUGAUUUCGCAAAUAGUGUAGAGUUGGAGCAAGCUAACACAUGCAUGGUAUUUGCAAUGACGAACUAUGGCAAUGUCAUCAUUAAUGUCUAAUUUCUAUGAAAGUAUGACGUUUAUAAUGGUAGUCCCUCACUUUUUAUCUAUUCAAAUAUUUCAAAUCGUUGCUUGACCAUAGAGAAAUAAGUAAGUAUAGAGUGUUUACUUAUUACAUAGAAAAAACUCUUAUAUAAUAAGUUUUUAAGUAAGCUUAUAAAACAAAGUCCCCCGCUGCGUCUGUCUGUCUGUAUGUUCGCGAUAAACUCAAAAACUACUGAACGGAUUUUCAUGCGGUUUUCACCUAUCAAUAGAGUGAUUCUUGAGAAAGGUUUAGGUGUAUAAUUUGUUAAGGUUUUGUGUAAAUUGGUGGAAAUAUGGCCCGACCCGUGCGAGUCCGGGGUGGGUCGCUAGUUUAUGAUCAGAAUCAAGCUGAAUAAGUAUUUUACGUUAUAAUUAAGUUUAAAACGUAUUAAGGUAAGUUGGGGUAAAGCCCCCUCCGCACUCUUGCGCGAAGCCGCGAACGCGAGUGUGUAGUCGAUUUUCGCAGACAGCGAAAACGACUCCACACUCGCGUUCGCCGCUUCGCCCGCGAUUCACGCGCAUAGUCUGGAGGGGGCUUAAGACUGGGGUAAGAUCCUCGUGCUGUUUGUCCGAGCAAAAUAAAUUAUAUGUUAUAAUAGUCUUACCCCUUUAACCUUGAAUCAUAAGUUCAACCAUACCUUCAAUACAACUUAUUAUUAUAAGUAAGGAAAUCCUUGUAUGGAGUGGGCACUCUAAACUUAUUUCUCUACGGCAAGAAAUAAAACGAGCCUACGGAGGCGGUUGAUCCCUCCUGCGUAUUAAUUGUUAUACGUUUGUAGGCAAGGUAUUCCGGGUAGGUUAUAGUUAUGCAUGUUUCAUUACCUACACGCAACGUCACCCUAAGCAAUAGUUAUUGGUUGUAAUAGAGAGGAAAGUCUAAGAAAUAAACGUGCCUCCUAUUUUGAGAGCCGAAACAGUAUAUUAUAGUACUGUACCAUGUUUUAUAGUCACUUAUUUGCCAAACGUUAACGUUUGACAACCAGUGUUACCGCAUAAUGUACGGACUACGGAUCCAUACAGCGCCAUCUACAUUACCUGACAAAUUUGAGGCACGAAUUUGUCUUAGGCUUUAUAAUUUUUAUAAAUUAUAUAUCCUACAUAAUAAUAGAUAUUUGACAGCUUUAGCUUGUUUCAAGGACGACGUUGCACAACUAACCAUUGUGUCGCAUAUUCUUGACCUAAAAAGUGCUAAAAUAUACAAUAACAGACAGGUUAUGUUAUGUUAGGCUGUGGCAUUCAUAAAUGUUAAAUAUACGAUUGAACAAUGAUGUCAUGCAUGUUAUAUGUAUUAAUACAACACUGGAAACUGCUCAUAUUAACAUAGUGCUAACAUUAAAGUGGCCCACUGACGUGAAAUAUCUACAAUUUCUAUCGCCAGAAACACCAGCCAGUUUGAAUGCCAAUGGGGAGUCUAGUCAAACAGUGUAAUGGCAUUGGAAUUGAUCGCAUGAUAUCGAGCAGUUUCCGCGGCACGGCGGAGACCGGAGCGUUCAUUGUAAAUUGUACCUAGUUAAAAUGUUAUCACAGUCGGUAUUGCAAUGGUGUUUUGGAAAUAUAUAUAGUAGAUAUUCAAUUUAAGAUCAGAAAUAAACAAUAACAUGUGGAA